Messenger RNA from Nezara viridula (southern green stink bug), 501 nucleotides. NCBI's taxonomy places the organism in Eukaryota, Metazoa, Arthropoda, Insecta, Hemiptera, Pentatomidae. The record is from the annotation of a GenBank genome assembly.
AUGAGAUUAACGAGUACACGGAGCAACAGGAAAGGGCAGGGACGACCUUACAGAAAGAUAUCGGGCAAGUCUAAAAGACCGGGAGCUCAUCCCUGCUCCAGUUUCUCACCAAAUCUAAUUUCUCAUCCAUUCCAGGUACUCCUCAUCGCCGCCGUCUUCGGCGUGGCUUCUGCUCAGCUGAUCGCUAGGUCUCCUCUGGCUUACUCCAGGCCCCUCGCCUACGCCAGCCCAUACGCCUCAUACGCUAGCCCCUACGCUGCCUAUGCCAGACCCUACGCCGCAUACGCUGCUCCAGUCGCCACCGUAGCUCACGCUCCAGUUGCUGUCGCUCACGCUCCACUAGCUUCAUCGCCGCCCGUACCGCCCCCCUCCUCCGCGCCGCCGUCGCCCGCCCAGCCCUCGCUUACUCCGCCUACGCCCCAGGCUACGCCACCGCUCUCAGAGCUGCCGUCCCAGCCGUUAACCAUGCUUCCCUCACCAUCCACUAAAUGUAGUGUUUAA